Molecule: messenger RNA, 2733 nt
Organism: Pisolithus orientalis
Lineage: Eukaryota; Fungi; Basidiomycota; Agaricomycetes; Boletales; Pisolithaceae
Exons: 3
Coding region: 194-2467 (757 amino acids)
Source: RefSeq, a predicted model, not a curated record
UCCGAAUGCCUUGUUUGCGCCAUGUUGGGAAGACUGAGUUGGAUUCUGAGGCGUGCCGCCAGAUUAAGCUCAUGGCGAAGAUGCCCGGCCUAAAGUUCAACAUCCUGCUCUUGCUCCGGCCUCCCUUCCAAAACGUCUGGUCGGGACUAGCAAGACUCCUACACACCAGAUCUGGUGUUGCUUACUCACACCAAUGACAAGCAGCGCAUUUCGCUGGGAAAACGCAGGGGAAUUCACUAGCCUUGCGAACCUGCUCUCUCUACGCAAGGGAGCUUGUGUGGGGCCGGCGGAAAGGGGAGAUGAUAUGAACAGUGCACAUGUCUGUGCUGGAGAUGAUCUUAAGCGGCGUUUCUUAGACAGAUUCGCCAAAGUGAUGUCACGAAGCAGGGGCGGAGAAUGUGUCGCUUGCGUCGCACUCCGCGAGUCCAGAAACAUCACCCUGGAAGAGCCAGAUGGCGUCAAAGUUAUCUUACUGGUCGCUCGUAACGAAACGUUCGGGAAUGUCGAUUUUAGUUUCUGCGACAAAGUUGAGAGGCUGCUAGCGGCCCUCGGUGCCUCAGCACGCAAAAACGCCGAAAAUCCUACGGUGGAAAAGGCGCUCUGGGAAGCGAUGCUCGACUAUAAUGAGCCUCGGAUUGAGCAGUAUAUAUCAAAUUUCGAAGAGAGCUUGCGUGCUUUUGCGGACAACGGGUAUCUGGACAGCAUUCCAUCUUUUUCUCUGGAGCAGGCUUUAAGGGUUGGGACCUUCUGUGACAGUAACGAUAUCGGUUUAUACUCUAAGGCAACCCACGAUGCUUACAUGCAGAUUGCUCAAACCCAAUUACGAAAGCUUCUUGGCAUCCUCUCCCUCGGUGACAGAGUGAUGCAGAAGGAUCUUCUCGCUGAGAAAGCCUAUUCCGUCCGCCAUAUGGAUUCCGUACGAAUAUUCAUCAAUGCAUCACGCAGCAAUUUGGGCUCAAAACUACUUUCCGACAUUGAUUUCCUGGGAAGACUUAGGUCUUGCUAUUAUACUCUCGUCGAGGCUGCGGAAACCAUCCCCGGAUUUGCUGAUCUUUCCAUAAUGCUUGUCGACAAACCUGCGUCCCAUAACCUCCUGCCAGCCUUGCCCUCCAUGGACGACCUAUUCAAACGGCUGGAGUUGCCUUUGAAUCUGGACACAGUUCAGAAGUUUGUGGGAGAUACGACAAUCGCGACGGUAUGGCAAGACUUUUUGAAGCUUCAAGAAAAAACAUAUUCCCAGACUCUCGCUACCCAUGCCGAGAUCCAGCUCGUUUUCUACAUCGCCCAGAGAAUGGACCUGGAAACCAUGACCAAGGAACUUUACCCGUACAUUGGCUGCAGCAAACUAUGCUGCUUCCUAUGUUUUACGUUCCUUCGAUUCUUUGGGCAACGUGAUCCCUUUUUCAACAUUCGGGGAUGCCACGGGAGGGUUUAUCCGCUAUGGUCCUUGCCUGACGCUAGUGGGCUUCAUGUAGAUAUGUGCAUGGAACUCUCUUUAGCGUUGCAGAGGACCCUCGACCACAUGUUCCGAGAGAUGACUAGGGCUGUUGCAACAAGUCCCCAUCACAAGGUGGAGUCCUCUGUUGGGAUUACCGACGACUACCCCGACCCACCAUCAAACAUCCGCGAUUACCACCCGCAGCUUACGAUCCAGUCCGAAUUCCAUCCUCCGCGUGCAUCAUGGGCCACAGUGUUUUUAAAUAGCAAAGCUCGCGAGGUCGUUGCCAAUUUCGAAACAAAAGACGAUAAGGCCGAACUUACACGAUCCCCACCGAGGUCGGGUAAAUGUGCUCGUUGUGACAGAAAAACUUCGAGGAAAUGUUCCAAGUGCACUGGUCCGUGGUUGUGCAGUAGAACAUGCGAAGGAGCAUAUAACUUCCGUGAUCAUAACUCCAAAUGCGCCAUCCCUCAACCUUUCGAUUCCGCAGAUUACCUAGAAAGGGCUUGCUGGAAGAACGAGAUUCCCGACAACGUAGAGACCCUGGAAGAAUUUGGCUUCACCAAAUUCCCAUCAACGUUUGACCAGCGGAAUUUGCUCGGCGUAUUCAUUGGCCUAACACGUAUGGGGAUUGGAAGUCGAGAGCUGCGAAAGUGGCAAGAGGAUGGGAUGCUACUAGCCAACAUUAUAUUCACCUAUGAGGGAAAGCCCGAGUACAGUUGCGGAGGAUACUAUAGAUGGUUCCGGGAGAAGCUCUACAUCCUCAGCCACACUCGAGCUAAAUCCCAAACUCUAGAUAUGUUCACCGUAGCAAGACCUUACCUUGAUGCCGGUGACCAGUCCAAGGAUCUCCAUGAACUUGUCCUCGACACCAAACGAAAGUCCUUCCUGCUAUAUGCGAUCCUAUUUAAUGGCCAGCAUCCCGAUCCAGCCACUCGGAGAAAUCCAUUCAGGAUCUCUACUACACGUUUGGCUUUUGCCUUUGCUGCGAUGUCCGUGGUGAAGAAGUAUUGGCCAGACUCUACAUGAUGCUCAUCUGCAGGUGCUCCUUUCAAGACUUUUGGUUAGCAUAUCAAAACCACAGCCUCAUAGCCUUGAUGGACGCUAAGGGGCUUGCGAAAGCCCGCCAGGACAUUCAACAUCCUGGAAACUUUUUUGAAGAUCAAGCCUAACGACUGGUGUCCAACCGUAUGGCACCUUCGGCUAUUCACUCGGUGCCAGGUCGUGCUUCCUGGCCCCUGUGUCGCAAGGGACUACGGAUUUUUCAACUGUGAAACAGUUGAAGAGCACCUUGC